Molecule: messenger RNA, 709 nt
Organism: Brassica napus (rape)
Lineage: Eukaryota; Viridiplantae; Streptophyta; Magnoliopsida; Brassicales; Brassicaceae
Exons: 2
Coding region: 239-556 (105 amino acids)
Source: RefSeq, a predicted model, not a curated record
UCAAAUCUCUCUCUCACUCUCCCUUUAACGCAAUUUGAAUUGAAUUUCGUGUGGAUCUUUUGCUUCUAUCUCACAAAUUUCAAGACUUUGAGAAUCGUAUAUGUGCUUUUCGGGAUAGGCCUUUGAGCUAGGUUUAAGCUAGAGAUGGGGCGUUUGUGAUUGUGAGGAGUCCUAAAAAGCAAGGCGUGUUCUAUCUUGUGGCUCAUAAGCUACACACCACCCACGCAAACAAAAAGAAAUGAGCUUUGCGUGCCUCGUGUGCCACAGUGUAGAGAGCCCCUCCCACUCGUUUAGAAGCUACUCUGUUUCUAGCUCAGACAAUGAAGGACGUUGCUCCGUGAUUGCCAGCUGCCUCUCAAGGACAUCACUCAUUCAAGCUGCAAGAUCCAACACUUUCCCUGCUUCAUCAUCCUCAAAGGUAACCCCACAACCAAAUUUCCAAGGAGGUGAUCUGAUGAUAACAGAAGGAGCUUCGCCAAGGUUAGUGCGAAGCCGUGCGGUGAGAAGAGACAUUGUCAGAGACUGGAACUUCAACGAAACCGAGACUGAGCUUUAAAAAUUUAAAUCUGACUCUCUUCUCCGUAGAUUAGUAUCACCAUGAAUGGUUCAACCUCAGGGAGAUCUUAUAUUCAUCACUUGUCAAAGUUUUGUAUUGUGCUCACUUCUUUUAUAAACCAAUAAUCUAAUAUUAUUAUCCGUUUUAUUACAA